Molecule: messenger RNA, 562 nt
Organism: Xiphophorus maculatus (southern platyfish)
Lineage: Eukaryota; Metazoa; Chordata; Actinopteri; Cyprinodontiformes; Poeciliidae
Gene: insb
Product: insulin-like
Exons: 3
Coding region: 103-438 (111 amino acids)
Cellular component (GO): extracellular region
Molecular function (GO): hormone activity
Source: RefSeq, a predicted model, not a curated record
GCCAAGUAGAGAUGUUCUCUGCACCUUGCAAUCCAGGCCCUUUUCAUCCGUGACCACCAGCUGCUCUACCGCCUCCUACAACACAGUGGUCCCCCCUCCUCUAUGGCCAGGAUACCAUGGAUAUUCUCUAUGCUGUUUCUGCUUGUGCUCCACUCUCCAGGGGCCUCGUUGGCCCCAAACCAGCACCUGUGUGGCUCUCACCUGGUCGACGCCCUCUACUUCAUUUGUGGGGAGCGAGGAUUUUACUACAGUCCAAACCGAGCCCACAAGCGGGACCUGGAAAAUCUGCUUGGGUUCCUGGCGAAAAGGGCCAAAGUGGAGGAGCGGCUGUGGAGGGUUCUGUCUGCCCGUGACGAGCCCAAGGUGAAGAGAGGCAUCGUGGAGCAGUGCUGUCACAAGCCGUGCAGCAUUCACCACCUGGAGGACUACUGCAACUGACCACUCCGCAACUAGCACUACUCAUAGCUUGUAAAGAGGUCCGGAAGUCAAUUUCUGUCCCCGACUCUCGCUGGCUAUGUCUUAUCAAGUGAAGGAAAUAAAGCGUCAUGACCCAUAACCCGAG